Molecule: messenger RNA, 6315 nt
Organism: Anguilla rostrata (American eel)
Lineage: Eukaryota; Metazoa; Chordata; Actinopteri; Anguilliformes; Anguillidae
Product: suppressor of cytokine signaling 6-like
Exons: 3
Coding region: 559-2148 (529 amino acids)
Biological process (GO): intracellular signal transduction; phosphatidylinositol phosphate biosynthetic process; protein ubiquitination
Cellular component (GO): phosphatidylinositol 3-kinase complex
Molecular function (GO): 1-phosphatidylinositol-3-kinase regulator activity
Source: RefSeq, a predicted model, not a curated record
UCCCAUAAUGCAACAGGCAACAAAGGAGAGAGGAAGAGAGCGACGGAAAAGGGGCAAAAAGUUUUGAGAUGCAAUAGGCAAAUAAUUCUGUACCUCGAAGACAUCUGGACGGGCCAGUUAACAACAAAGCAGGCUGUGACAUUUUCGAUGUCAUUGUCGGUUCUUGCCACAAUUCAUACAAGCUGGGUUGUUUAUUUAGCUAGCAAGCUAGCUAGACGAGUCGGACCUUAGUCAAAGGUGAAGAUAUAUGAAGUAACGUUAGCUAGCUUGCUACUUUAAACUGUUCUUCACCAGACAUUAUUUGUAAGAGCUCCGUUAAACAUCACUUCGGACUGGUCUCAGUGCAAAUUGGAGAAAAACACUGUUAGGCGCCUGGAAGGCAUAUGGAAGAACAGAACCCCAAAGUGUCAAAUUCUGGCACGACAGCCCUGGGAUGUGCAUAACAACGCUGAGUAAACUCAUGAAAGGACGCUUCAGAUAAGAUCUGCUCCACUGAACAUCGCAGGUGAGGCCACACCCCCGUUCCCUCGUUGGGAGGGAGGGGGCGGGACUUUCAGGAUGAAGAAGAUUAGCCUUAAGACGAUACGGAAGUCACUCAACCUGAAGGGCAAGGAGGAGGGCGGCGAGUUUGGGGUCCAGCAGCCGGCGCUGGGCUGCAACUUCCCUAAAGAUGACUCCCUCUUCAGCGGGUGCUACAGCAAGGACCUGGCGGGGUGCGACCUGAGCGAGGAAGAGGAGAAGCCCGGGCACAAGGGCCGCUCCAAAAGCGAGAGCCUCAUGGGGUCGCUGAAGAGGCGCCUGUCCGCCAAGCAGAAGCCCAAAGUCAAGGGCGGGUCCCCUUCGGUGGACUGCGCGGACGACGACACCUUCUCGUCCUCCUCCGCCCCCGUCGGCCUCAACGACAUCAAGGCCCAGCGGCCUCUGAGGUCCACCUCCCUCCGCAGCCACCACUACAGCCCCACCCCCUGGCCCCUCCGCCCCGCCAACUCGGAGGAGACCUGUAUCAAGAUGGAGGUGAAGGUGAAGGCGUUGGUACGCUCGACCGGGCCCAGCCCGGCCCUCAACGGCGUCCGGAAAGAGUACCAGGACCUGCGGAUGGACAGGGUCUUCCAGGACUCUGCCGACGUGCUGAAGAGCGCCGAGCCCCAGAACGGGGACCUGCACCUGGACAUCGACGAACACGUGCCUGUAGUCUUAGGACUCACCCCUCAGGACUAUAUUCAGUACACGAUGCCUUUGGAGGAGGGGCUCUACCCCGCGGAGGGGUCGCAGCCUUUCUGUGUGGACGGCUCCUCCCCCAUGGAGGUGACUCCGCCCGCAGAGGGCGGGCCCCUGCCCGUGGGAGAGGGGGCGAUGGACCAGGACCUGGGCUUGCCGCCGGACAUCUUCAUGGAGCCGUCCGUGAACGGGCUGCUGAUCGGCUCGGCGGGCGUGGUCCUCCAGGGCUCCCGGCUGGACGCCCCGCCCCUCUCGCCCCUCCUCCCGCCGCAUCCCGCCGGCCACGGCCAGCGGGGCUUCCACGCGUUCGGCGGGGCGGACGCCCAGGUGGCCGAGCGGGUGCGCCACCACCUGAACUUCGACCCCAACUCGGCCCCCGGCGUCUGCAGGGUGUACGACGCGGUCCGGAGCAGCGGGCCCAUGGUGGUGACCAGCCUGACGGUGGAGCUGAAGAAGCUGGCCCGGCAGGGCUGGUACUGGGGCCCCAUCACGCGCUGGGAGGCCGAGGAGAAGCUGGCCAACCUGCCCGACGGCUCCUUCCUGGUGCGCGACAGCUCGGACGACCGCUACCUCCUCAGCCUGAGCUUCCGCUCGCAGGGCAAGACGCUGCACACGCGCAUCGAGCACUCCAACGGCCGCUUCAGCUUCUACGAGCAGCCCGACGUGGAGGGCCACACGUCCAUCGUGGACCUCAUCGAGCACUCCAUCAAGGACUCGGAGAACGGCGCGUUCUGCUACUCCCGGUCCCGCCUCCCCGGCUCGGCCACGUACCCGGUGCGGCUGACCAACCCCGUCUCGCGUUUUAUGCAAGUGCGCUCCCUGCAGUACCUGUGCCGCUUCGUCAUCCGACAGUACACGCGGAUCGACCUGAUCCAGAAACUGCCUUUGCCAAACAAAAUGAAAGACUACCUGCAGGAGAAGCACUACUGAACCGCUCGAGCAGGACGCUGAUAAGGGGACUGGUGUUGCCACUUGCACUUUCUGGUGUCAGUAAGACGGUGGAAUUCAUGGAUACAAAGUUUGGUGCCAUGAUUUUUUUAUUUUUUUAGUUUUAUUUUUGAUUUUUUUUUUGUUGUUUUGCAUCAAUAAAUUGUGUAUUAGUAGUAUCUGGCUCUCCCUUUUCUAGCUAGGAUCUUAAAAUUAGUUGUUGCUCAGACCCACACUUAAUGAGCAGGAAUGGAUUUGAAGGGCACAAUAGUACUGUUGUGAUAUUUACAUGCAUGUGUAGAAAGAUGAUUUUAAGCUUUUGAAUUUGGUUAUGAGGAUCAUGCUUAAUUGAACCUAUAAGCCAUAAAAAAAGUGAUGCUACAGUUUUUUAUUUUUAUUUUUUUUGGUUCCAUUGUUUUUUUUUUUUUCCAAAUAACCAAAGCACAUAGGAAUGCCAUGUUUAGCUUGAAGGGCAUUUGUAAUUGCACAGCCAGGUAUAAUUGAUGCCCAGCAGUUUGAAGUUGUCAUCGUUUGCUAAGGCUGGGUUUGCAUUCGUUGACCAACAUGACGUCUUUGUUCAUGCCGUACUGUUAAAAAUAAUAGUUUCUUAGAAGGAUAUACAUAAAGCAGUUUUCACAAAAAAUAAAAUAAAAUAAAUCCAAGUGUUAAGAAUAGCUUUUGAAAUAUUUUUCCCCGUCAGAUAUAUUUUUGAAAUGCUGCAGUUGCUUCAUAUUUCAGAUGCGUACUCUCCAUAUUUUGUAAGGGUUCAGUCAACACUAUGCUGUUUAAAUUAUAUCCAGUGCUAAUAAUGCUCUUAAAGUGAUUUUUGUACAUUUAAAGUUGACAAAAGGCACAGUUGUGUGAUUUUUAAUGCAGAACACACACAUUUUUGUACUGCAUAAAUCACUUAGCCUUAAUGCGUGAAGCUCAACGUCCAAUCACUCUUGCGCACUAAAAAUGGUUUACUUAAUCGUGUUACAGUUUAAGUCAUCAAGUAAAUUCCAACCCUCGCAGUUUAGAUAGUAAUUUUCAAUUCAUUUGAAGGGGUGUUUUGUAAUAUAAUUUAGCUGGUCGAAAAGCGUUUCCCUUGUAUGCCUGUUCAGAUCACACCAUCACAUUGGCUUAUUUCUAGCGAGAUGAAAAAUUGAAGUUUUAUUGAAUAUGCACUAUAGAUAGUUUUUUUUAAACUCAAAGUUAUUUGAAUUUAAUUUCUUUUAAAAUAUUAAUAGUGGAAUUGUUAAGCAUUUUCAUGUUACAAUAGUGUUAGAUUUAUUGCUUAAAAUAUUACACAGAUCCCCCUGAAGCAGCACUUUUUGCUGAUUGUCUGCAAGGACUCCUUUCCUCCUGUGCAAACUAGCAUGAUAUUAAGUUUUAAUUACUAAAUUAAAUCUGCUUUAGCAAUGCUGCAAUAUAGCUCAUACGGAAUAAAUUGCUGAGUGGGUAUUUGUGUGUACUCCCAGUCUGAGUAACAAAGGGAACUGUGGUUGCUGCAACUUUUUCAAUUUGUUGCUGUUCUGUGAAACCGGAAUCUCAAAAAAAAAAAAAAAAAAAAUCAAACAAACAAAAAAACAAUUUUUUUUUUAAAUUGGGGAAAACAAUUUAAAAUCUGAAUUUUCAAAUUUGCCUCAAUGGGAAGGAAACCAUUCAGGAAAGCAAAGUUUAUGUUUGUGGGCUUGUGGGGGGAAGGGGAGAGGAGGGGGGGAGGGAUCGAGGUUAAAAUAAAGGUUGUAUUUAUGUGUCAUGUCCAGGUACUCGUAUUAGGAGAAUAUGAACGCAGGCUUAUUUCUGUUAACCACCUCCUUGAUUUCCCUGCCGUCUCCUGGCCUAUAAAUGGCACGCUCCAUAACACCAGUGCAGACACAAACUGGCCCCAUGCGCCUUCAGAGUUGCCUGCCUAUUUUAAUUUCAGCUGCUCUGUCCCUCUUCAUAUAUUAAUUUCCUGAGCGCGUCUCAUGCAUUAGACCUAGUUUUUGUUCGGGCUCUCUUUCUUAAAGACAUGACAUUCUUUGAUAACGGAGGCAUGGGUUCUCAGCAUUCACACAUUUCUCAGUGGAAUCCAUUUGUUUUUUGUUGCCCUUUCUGUCUUUGAAUCUCUGACAUGAUUAAGCGAGUUGGGCUGUUUUUUCUACUGUAGCUUUUAUAGGUGGUCAAGCUGCAUAGAGUCCUGUGCUGGGACAUUGAUCUAUGAUGAUAUUGGUUCCUUCUUGAACCUUUUUUAACCUCUGGGUAAAGGGAAAGAAAACAGGCACAUGUGUUUUAACAAGGGAUUUCACUCUACCUUAUUUUUAGUAUUGUACAUGUCGGCUGAUAUAGAUUAAAAUGCCUUCAAGAUUCAUUUUGCUUCUGCCUUUUGCAUGCAGUUUAAUUUUUAGUAAGGCAGGCCGUUGUGGCAGUUUUGAAAUUGUCACCUUGCCCACCCCCACGCCUGCAUUAAGCCCUACAGAAUAGUGCUUUUUCCUGAGCUCCUGGACCUCCUAUUCGCCCAAAUGGGUGUUGGUAAUUGCCAUUAUUUUUAGUCGGAAGUGGGGGGGGGGUUAAAGGGCAGACUGCAGUGCUCGAUUUGGAUCUUGCUCUGUACUUUCCUUCACUCUUGGACUUUUAACAAUGGACCUUGUUGUCUUGCUCACAAAUGGGUUGAACACUAUCUUGCUAUUAUGUAACAUCGCAGUUUGAGAAACUUUGCAUUUGGCCUGUUUGGUUGACAUAAGGACAUACUUUGAGGGAAUUUUUAAAAAUCCCCAUUUGUAUUAUUUCCCUCAUUAAAAUCAACUGAUUGAAGGUAUUUGGGAAAUGUUAAUAGGUAGGGAAGGUUGGUUAUAGUGGGUUUGGUGUUUGCUUGCAUUGAACACAUGGUGAGCUUGAAUGUUCAAGACAAGCAGUUGGAGGUUCAUUAUAGUUUUUUGGCUUCUCUUUGCAUGUAAAGUUUUGUUUCAUCAUUGGGUUAUGGGCGUGAGUACCUGUUUUGGGAAGGAGUGUUUAGAAUCAAGACAUCAACAGGCAGCAUGACAGUAUUUGUUGGUGAGGACUGAUGGGAAUCUUGCCUGCAUAUCCGUGGGGUAGAUGCAUUGGUUUUGUGUAGUGCAUUAUGGGUUGCCUGUGUGUGUUAGUUAUCUGACAUGUAAUUGUGAGGUAAUUAAUUUGACCUCUGAAUUGGAGUAAUGUUGUGGUUGAACGUGUGCUUGGAUAAUGUGGCUCAUUGAAUGUGUGAUAAACGAACGUUAGCUAGCCUAAAUGCUACUUGUGUUGCCACAAAAUGGAAAUGAAACAAAUGUACAGAAAGGCAGUGCUGAAUGAAAGCAAAAACAAAUGUGAAGUUCUGUUUAAAAUUUUAAUUUUAGUACCGUGUUCUGGCGGUUUCUUUAAUCCCAUAUUAGCUACAAUAUUAGAUGUACACAAACUGAAUUGGAUGAACACUGAAGUGAAAUUUAUUUUUUUUGUUUUCUGCUGUGAUCUUCCAAAUACUUCGGUAGCCAGGGAUUUCAGUGCAUUUUGUUUCAGUGAUUUGCUGUUGCCUUGUACAUGAUGACUGAUGUCAGACUGUGGCUUGUUGGAAUUGCCGAAACAUUACGUUAUUACUGUUGAGCACUUGACAAGCUUCACCUGUUAUGUUUUUAUUUUGAAUUAUUUUUUUUGUUUAGGUUGACCAUGCUGUGAGUGAAAAUGAAAGUUUACAUUUAAUUCAGCAACGUCUCCCUCGUUUCUGAAUUCUUUCAUGAACAAUUUGGUACAAUUUAAAUCUUUAUUUUCUCACAUUAGUGCUGCUCUAUUAUUUUAUUAUAAUGGCCUUUUUCUUUACUAAAAUGAGAAAAUAGAAUGUCAGUUUCUAAUGUACAUAAAACACCUUUGGCUGUAGUUUUGGGAGAAUCAAAUAUAGCUGUGCGUCAUUUUGUGGAACAUUUCAGACAGAACGAUGGCUACCAGGCCAUUAAGUAAAUUCUAGAUAGAAUUGCAGGCUGUUCCAGUUUACAUUUUAGCCAAUUAUAAAGUAUGUUGGGAAUACAAAAGUGUCAUUUUCCAAUGUCCCUUUUGCUUUUUUUGUUCUUUUUUUCUGGAAAGAAUAUUUACUGAUUUUUAUUUUUAUUUUAUUUUAUUUUUUUUGCACAUUUUUGAAUACAGUUUAAAAAGUUGUAUCGACUGAUACAAAUUGUAAAUAAAAGACUUAUUCACAAA